Messenger RNA from Papaver somniferum (opium poppy), 2304 nucleotides. RefSeq lists its product as uncharacterized. The record is from RefSeq and is a predicted model, not a curated record. Bases 363 to 2129 code for a protein of 588 amino acids. The transcript has 5 exons. Lineage: Eukaryota; Viridiplantae; Streptophyta; Magnoliopsida; Ranunculales; Papaveraceae. Gene Ontology annotation, molecular function: protein binding.
UAUGCAUUCAAAUACAAAGAAAUGAAAUCUCUCCUCUCUUUUUUUUUUCUUUCUCUCUCAUCAAUUCAAUUCAAUUCAAUUCAAUCCUCUAUUCCUGUUUUUCUCUCUCCUUCUUUUCCGAUUCUACCAAAACACGUCAAAAACCUCUUCUUUGGAACGUAAAACCACCUUUCCCCUGCUCACAAACCACCUAUUUUCCCCUCUGUAAAUACGCAAAACCACCCUUGUAAUCUUCCUCCUAAACCGGUUUUUGCAACCUUUUUCUGUUUUUUGUUUUCUGGAAAUUUUGUGGAAUGAGGUUAUGGUAUUUCGUUAAUGUAGAACAAUCUCUAAAUUUGUACAGAGAGGAUUGAGAUUAAUUCAUGAUGAAGGAAACAGAGAUGAUUAUGAUGAUGAAUUGGGGUACGUGGGAAGAGCUUCUUCUUGGUGGUGCUGUUAUCCGCCAUGGAACCCGAGCCUGGGAUGCUGUAGCCUCGGAACUCCGAUCCAGAACCAUUUAUCCAUUCUCCUUCACACCGGAGGUAUGUAAAGCCAAAUAUAGAGACUUGAGAAAGCGAUAUUGCGGAUGCAAGACUUGGUUUGAAGAGCUUCGAAAGCAAAGAGUUGCUGAACUAAAACGUGAAUUGGUGAAGUCCGAUGACUCCAUUGGAUCAUUAGAAACAAAGAUCGAGAGUUUGAAAGCUGAGAAAGUUGAAGAUCAGCAUCAGGAUAAUGAUAAUAUCCACAUGGUUAGAUAUGACCCAAGCCCAAUUGUAUCGCCAGAUUCUAAUGGAAGUACAGAAAGAAUUGGGUUUCACCGGAAGGAAACAUCGAAUAAUUCUAAAGAUGGAUUAUCAGCCAGUAGUUUUACCGAAGAAACUCGUACAAACUGGUCACGGGUGUGUCAGGUUCCCACGGCAACUGUAUCGAAUCAAGAAAAGGAGAAUCUCAUCGAUACAGACCCUGAAGAUGCAAAAGUAAAUCCAGAGAAUAUGAGGAAUGUUGAAGAAGUUUGUGCUGAUAUUCCGAUCAGUAAUUUGAGGAAAAGAAGAGGGAAAAGGAAGAGAAAAGAUUGUAGUAGUAUAGAACUGAAGAAGGAAGCAAGUGUAGGAGAAAAUGGAGAAAGUGAUGUACUGAGUACAGCUGAGGUUGCUAUGAAUGGUCCAGAUUUUGAUGAUCAGAGUGCAAAACUUUCUGAUAGAGUUGACCAGACAGUUGUCGUCAAGGGAGGAGAAAAACUUGAUUUGAUGAAAAUCUUUGAAUCAUUCAUGGAGAAUGAACAUGCAUCUAUGUUUUGCUCCCGCCUUGAUAGUCAGAAGAGAGCAAGGUACAAGAAUACCAUUCGUCGGCACAUGGAUUUCAACACCAUAAGAGCAGGAAUUAGCAAUGGUUCAAUUAAAUCAACCAGAGAACUUUAUAGAGAUAUUCUUCUACUCACCAACAAUGCCAUAAAUUUCUAUUCAAAAAAUACACGCCAAUACACCUUUGCUAUCAGCCUCAGGAAUCUUGCCAAAAAUACAUUCCAGCAAAUUCAGUGUGUGUCAUGUUUAGAUUCUGGUGGAGAUAGUAUUGGCGGAGGUGGUGAUAGAAUAUCUUGUGAAGCACAGCAAUUCAGCUUACCUGUAAAACCUAGAAGUAUACGACCUCGUAUCCGGAAAGUCAUUGGAAAACUCGUGACAGAAGAGAGAAUGUCACCCAAGAAGGACGGCAAAAAGAGUCAACCUGAGGUGGAAGAUAUGCUUUUUCCCACAAGAGAAACAAAGAAAGGUAAAGCAGAGACUACAGAAGAGGUUAGUACUUUGAAAAAAGAUACUAAGAAAGGUCAAACUGAGAUGGGGGAAAAAGUUACCUUAAAGCUAACAAAGAAACGUAAGACUGAGGCGGAAGAAAUAAUUGCCCAGAAGCCAGUGAAUAAGAAUAGUAAAACCGAGGUGCCAAAACAGAUGAUUCCUUCUAGAAAAGAAACCAAGAAAGGCAGUUCCGAUGCUAAGAUUUUGGUGGAGUCACCGUUAGUGGCUUUGGAGGUGGUGAAGAAAACUGGAGCAGGUAGAAGUAAGAAGGUUGGGAGAGGAAAUGGUGGUGGUCAAAAACCGAAACGAGUUGACACUGAUGCAGUGGUAAAGGAAAGGAAAAGAACGCGUAGAAGGUGAAAUGCAGCAAAAUCAACCUUUUUUUUCUUUUCUGUGUGCGCUUUUUGUAUAUAGAGAGAAUCUGUUUCUGUGAAUUUUGAGGAACUUAGUGUAUAACAAGUUUUUUGCUGCCGGUUAUUUUGUAUGUGUACAGCACCAAUGGCGGCAGUUAAUUAGAUGAUUCUUUUUUUUUCCA